Messenger RNA from Caenorhabditis bovis, 1197 nucleotides. The record is from the annotation of a GenBank genome assembly. NCBI's taxonomy places the organism in Eukaryota, Metazoa, Nematoda, Chromadorea, Rhabditida, Rhabditidae.
AUGGUUGCUUCGCGUUUUGGCGCAACACCGCCCUGGGUGCAAAUGGCGCCAGCGUUUUGCGCCAUCUCUCUUCGGUUCGUUGCGAAAUCCAAUCGAAAUGGUCCGACGAUGAGAGUGUCGAUUCGGAGUGUUCCGUCUCUCCAAUUUGCCUUCAUCAUCGUCAUGCAUCCGUCGUCGAGUCAUCAAGCAAAGCGCGAAGAAAUUGAUUGGAUCAUGGACGCGCCGAUGCCCGACGAUGAGGAUGAUGAGUGUCUCGCGAGCACGAGCGCCGCGUCGAGCUCGAGGCAAAAUUUGCAAAUCAGCGCGCCGCACCAGUACACGAUGCCUCUGAUUCCGCAAUGCGGGAAGGUGUUGCCGCCGCACAAGAGCUCGCCGAAAAACGUUGACGACAAGGCCGACGAGGUCCAGUUGGAGACUGGUGAGGGAGCUGGACCAAGUUGCAGCCAUGUUGUAGUCGAGAGCGAUGCGAAGAAGCAACCGGAUGAUGAUCCGAAGAUUAUAGAAGUGAUACCGACGGAAGAAGAAGCGAAUGAGCUAUUGAUGCGAAUGAAGAAGAACGCCGAGCCGGCGGCGUCGCCGCGGAAAGGCCGUCACUGGGCGACGGUUUUCUACUACGAGUUGACCGAUAAGGUCGGUCCGACGUUUUUCGCGCACGGCGACCAUUUCAUCGUCGACGGUUACGCGUCGCGCUGGACGCCGAACCGGAUGUCGUUGUCGGCGAUACCGCUGCACGGCUCGAUGAAGAGCAGCGCGAUUCGCAAUCAACUCGGCAAAGGGAUUUUGGUGUCGCGCGCCGACGACGGCGUCGUCACGCUCAUCAGCGAGACGACGUCGCCGAUUUUUGUGCAAUGCCCGCAGACCGCCGAAAUUAUGGGCGAGGUGCCGAACAUGGUGUUUCGACUGCAGAAUGUGCCCGGUAAAGCCAAUCAAUUGCAAAUAUUCGAUGAGAAUUAUUUUCAAAAAUUGUUGGAGAGGCGAAAAAAUCUGAUGAACGAGGGCUAUUAUAUGCUGCAUAGUCACUGCAUCACGCGAAUCUCGUUUGUCAAAGGAUUCGGCUCGGAUUAUUCGCGGGCGGCGAUCACCGAGAAUCCGUGUUGGAUCGAGAUUCAUAUGAACAAUAAAUUGGACGAGUUUGAUAAGAUGAUUCGAUCCGGCAAUUUUGUCGAGGAGAUCGGCGAAGAUUGCGAACAAUUAUAA